Camellia sinensis is the source of this 1586-nucleotide messenger RNA. RefSeq names its product transcription factor RF2b. Gene Ontology annotation, biological process: regulation of DNA-templated transcription. The record is from RefSeq and is a predicted model, not a curated record. Gene Ontology annotation, molecular function: DNA-binding transcription factor activity. Lineage: Eukaryota; Viridiplantae; Streptophyta; Magnoliopsida; Ericales; Theaceae. Gene Ontology annotation, cellular component: nucleus.
CCACUCUCUGAUCUGAAUUUCCCUCCUCUCUCUCCUCUCAACGUUCCCAUGUGACUCUGGAGAGACUGAAAAAAAGCGACUGAGAAAACGAACAACAUACACAGAUAUAUAGAGAGAGAGACUGAGAGAGAGCGAGAGUUACAGAAGAGGCAUUCGAAAUGCAAGAUCCAUUGAAUUCAAACCCUAAUUCUCUCCCCCAAAACGUCCAGAAGCUGUCGACGACGACGACGUCGUUUCACCACCGCCGGGCCCACUCGGAGGUGAACUUCCGGCUGCCGGACGACCUAGAUCUCGUCUCCGACCCCUUCGAUGGGACUUCUGGAAGUUUCGACGAGAUCGGAUCGGAGGACGAUCUCUUCUGCACUUACAUGGACAUUGAGAAGCUCGGAUCUAGCUCUGCCGACGGUGCUGAUUACCGGAUCGACAAUGCCGGAGUCGGAGGAGUGCCAGCGGAGACCGGUCAAGGGGAGAAGAAUGUGAGGCCUCGGCAUCGGCAUAGUAAUUCGGUUGAUGGAUCGAUUCUUCUUGGAGAGAAUAUAGAGGCUAAGAAGGCAAUGGCUCCUGAGAAGCUUGCUGAGUUAUGGACAAUGGAUCCCAAGCGAGCCAAGAGAAUUCUGGCAAAUCGGCAAUCUGCCGCUCGUUCAAAAGAGAGGAAAGCUCGGUAUAUAACUGAGCUUGAGAGAAAAGUUCUGACCCUUCAAACAGAAGCAACCACCCUUUCUGCACAACUCACACUGUUCCAGAGAGAUACAACAGGUCUAUCCAAUGAAAAUACGGAGCUUAAGCUUCGGUUACAAGCUAUGGAACAACAAGCUCAGUUACGUGAUGCGCUGAAUGAAGCACUAAAACAUGAAGUGGAAAGGCUCAAAAUUGCCACCGGAGAAAUGACAUCCCAAACAGAUUCAUACAAUUAUGGAAUGCAACAUCUUCCAUAUCCUCAAUCUUCAUUCUAUUCACAGCAAUCGCAACAAGGACCAAACGACCUGCAACAGAUACAAAUGCGGCAAUUCCGUCAUGUCCAAUCUAACAUGCUAAACCACCAGCACCCUAUGUUUUCUGAGAUGUUGCAGCAGGACUCCCUCGGUCGUUUGCAGGGCCUUGAUAUCAAUGGCAGAGGGUCUCAUCUUGUGAAGUCCGAAGGUCCUUCCAUAUCUGCAAGUGAAAGCAACAGUUCAUUUUGAUAUUGGUAUGAGCAUGACCCCACACCCCACCCUCUGUUAAAUUGUUCAUAGACUGACAAAUCUUCUUUAGCAUCUGAAAUUAUCAUUUCUUCAAAUUUAUUUAUUUAUUUAUUUGAUUGUGAUCUUAGGCCUACUUUCAGUAGUUUUGACGGUUCUGUGAUAUUCCUGAUUUCUCUUUUCUGUUCAUUUCGGAAACUAUUUUCUGUGAUGUUGGGUGGAGGGUUGCAUCUUUCAUGCAAUGCUUAUUUUUCACUGUUAAAUUUGUUUCAUAUUAUUUAACCCUUGUUUCGUAGUUAAUCAUGGAGAAGGGGGAAUUCUUCUGUUGAUUUUGUAAUUCAAUUGAUGAACUGAGACUUCUGUUUUAUAUGAUGAUAGAUUAAUUAAUGUUAAAAUCACUUCUUUUAA